AUGACCCCAACCAGGACUGCUUUUGUUUCAAUCCUGUUAAUACAAAUAUGUUUCUCUGAAAUUAUUCCCAGAGAAUUGUUGUUUUCCGAUGCUAAAUACACUUCCGUUUCACUCAGUCCUGACGGCAGACAUCUAGGUUACAUUUCCGUUGAUGAUAAUGGUGUAAAGAAUGUAUUUGUCAAAUGUAUCAAUUGUAAAUCAGAGCGUCAAGUAACUUUCGAAAAACAAGAUGCUGUGCUUUCAUAUUCAUGGACUGCUUUACCAGAUAUCAUUAUUUACACUCAGGAUAAUGAGGGUGAUGAAAAUACACGCCUGUACAAAAAAAAUAUUUCAUCUGAAGCUGUAGCUAGAGACAAGUCGAAAAGAGUUGUUAUUUCUGAACAACCUAGAGUCAAAGCAUCUAUAAUGGCUAAUAACCAGAUUGAUCCUUUCGUUAUUAUUGGAUUGAAUGACGAAAAUCCUGCAUAUCACAAUGUAUACUUGUUUGACCUGAACACCAACCAAUUACGGUUAUUAAUGAGAAACAACCGGUUUCCAAUGUUUGUAAUUGACAAUUCCUUACGUAUCCGCCUGGCUAGUGAAGAAUUACCUAAUGGAGAUAUUAUGUACUACAAGCCGAGUCGGAAAUAUGAUGGCCGUUUACUUACUUCUGACAAAGAAGAUUGGACGCAGUACUUGCUUGUUCCUGUUGAAGACAAGCCCACUACAGCACCGAUAAGCUUUGAUCAAAGCAAUGAAAACAUGUUCUGGAUGUGGGGAGAAGCUUCUGAUUUGGGGACAUUGGUCAAAUUUCCCUUUGAAAAGCCUGACCAACAAGAAGUCCUCUACCAAUGCACUAGGGCACAGAUUGGCCAUAUUUUGUUCCAUCCCACAGAUCGUACUUUGCUUGCUGUCAGCGAAGUCUAUCAUAAGCCCGAACUACUUGUUUCUAAUGAGACUGUCAUUGAUGAUUUACAAUAUUUAGUCAAUUUACGACCACAUGGAUCUUUGCAAAUUCUUUCUUUGAGCCAAGAUAUGAAUACAUGGUUGGUAACAUACAUGUCUUCAGACAGACCUUUUGAGGUCUUUGUAUACCGCCGCUGGGUCAAGACUGCCGAGCUCCUAUUCAACACCCAUCCUCAGCUAGAAAAGUUUAAAAUGAACAGACAAAUUGGUUUUGAUUUCAAAACAAGAGACGACCUUGUUCUGCAAGCCUAUCUCAGUCUUCCAACCGGUGCUCCUUUGAAAAUGAUGCAAGAUGUUCCUGUGGCAGACAAAGGAUACGCAGAGCUAGGAAUGAUCCCAGAGAAGCCACAGAAGAUGGUUAUACUCGUUCAUGGAGGACCAAAAGCUCGGGAUAUUUAUGGCUUCAGCCCCUUAAAUGCUUGGCUGACAUCUCGAGGAUAUGCAGUUCUCCAAGUCAACUUCAGAGGAAGUACCGGUUUUGGGAAACGCCUCACAAAUGCUGGAAAUGGAGAAUGGGGUAGAAAAAUGCAUUACGAUAUUCUGGAUGCUCUAGAGUUCACAAUUGCAAAGGGGAUAGCAAACAGAAGUGAAGUUGCCAUUAUGGGCGGAAGUUAUGGAGGAUACGAAACGUUAGUGGCAUUAACCUUCACUCCUGACGCCUUUGCUUGUGGCAUUGACAUUGUUGGCCCAUCUAACUUGGUUUCUCUUAUGGAAGCUGUCCCACCAUACUGGAGAGGAUUCUAUCAAGAUCUAGUGAAAAUGCUUGGAGCUGAUAUAACUUCAGAAGAAGGAAAGGAAUCAUUAAUAUCUCGAUCACCGCUUUUCUAUGCCGAUCAGGUCAAAAAGCCUAUUAUGAUUAUGCAAGGAGCUAAUGACCCCAGGGUCAAGCAGGCUGAAUCUGAUCAAUUUGUGAAGGCUUUGAAAACAAAUAACAUUCCUGUCACCUAUGUGCUCUAUCCAGACGAAGGUCAUGGGUUCAGAAAAUCGAAAAACCAGUUAGCAAAGUGUGGUUUCAUCGAGCAUUUCUUGAGCCAAUGCUUGGGUGGAGCGUACGAGCCUUUCCAUGUAGGACAAUACAAUUCCACAGCUAUUCUGAAGUCCGAUGGAUAUGCACCGAAACCACUUUCCACUACAUUGACACCAACUACUGUUCCUGUAUUUUAUCGUCCACUCCUGAACAGAUUCCAGGUUCAACAACCUCGCCCUACGAACGUUGUUUUUCGACCAAUAAAUGCAUUUGCACAUCCGAUUUUUCCUCAACACGGGUAG
Molecule: messenger RNA, 2214 nt
Organism: Auanema sp. JU1783
Lineage: Eukaryota; Metazoa; Nematoda; Chromadorea; Rhabditida; Rhabditidae
Source: the annotation of a GenBank genome assembly